ACACAAACUAUGAGGGAGCAAUACUCUGAACGUCCAUAUCGGAGUGAACGAGAACGUGGGGGCUUCACAAUGGCGCACGGUCCGUGUCCAUGGGUCCUGCUAUUAGUACUACUGGCGGUGCUAGUCUUAGCCAUUGUCGCCUUCGCAACACCUAAUUGGGCCUAUAUUUCGUUAACUGGCAACAAUGUCGCCUUUACGUUUGGCUUUUUCGAUGUCUGCCGAUCUAGCACCUGUGCGACAUAUCUGAGCUUCUUUCAACUGGAAAGAUACAGCGGAGAGAUGGUUGGCUGUAUCCUGUUCAUGCUGUUGGCGAUUCUCAGUUUCACAUUUGCGCUGUUCUUCUGCUUUUCGUCUGUUUGUGUGGAUGUCCUACGCGACUGUUGUCGAAACGGAUGUGGCACCGAUAAACAAAAGAUCAUGGCAUGCGCAGUUUUCACUUUAAUCGGAGGUUUCAGCGAACUAGUUACCGUCAUUUGGUUCGCCGUCAACACUAUCCAGCACCAUAAUGCUAUCAACACCUUUCGGUACUUGGUGUCUUCAACAAGGGCCGAGUACUCACUCAUCCUUGCCUCUGUAAGUGGUGGGGUCGCUAUUGUCGUUGCCUUCCUCCUGUUUUUAUACCGAUAUAUGAUGUAUGACGACGAUGACGAAUAUUACGAUGAUUAUCCGAAGAAACCUGUGAGGCGCUCCCCUGAACCAGCACGUCGCUAUCAGCCACCUCCUCCGCCACCUGCUCCUCGCCCUCAACUUAAAAUGGGAUCUUCUUACAUUAUGCCCGAUCCAAUCCGACUACCAGACCAGCCAAUAAGUGCGGCACCUCAGGAGUACAGACAGAAGUAUGGCAACCAGGCUCCUCAGGUAUUUAGGUAUACUUUCAAAAACGAUAACGACUUCUGGCGUUACGAAUCGGACCGGAAGGACACCCAACAAGACAGCUAUCGGUUCUACAAUGGGGACCGCGGAAACCGCUACUAG
This is a messenger RNA of Ylistrum balloti, 975 nucleotides long. RefSeq lists its product as uncharacterized. Gene Ontology annotation, cellular component: plasma membrane. The transcript has 3 exons. The record is from RefSeq and is a predicted model, not a curated record. Bases 10 to 975 code for a protein of 321 amino acids. NCBI's taxonomy places the organism in Eukaryota, Metazoa, Mollusca, Bivalvia, Pectinida, Pectinidae.